Messenger RNA from Saccoglossus kowalevskii, 2316 nucleotides. RefSeq lists its product as uncharacterized. NCBI's taxonomy places the organism in Eukaryota, Metazoa, Hemichordata, Enteropneusta, Harrimaniidae. The record is from RefSeq and is a predicted model, not a curated record. Gene Ontology annotation, biological process: signal transduction. Gene Ontology annotation, molecular function: protein binding.
AUGGCGGAGAAGUACACGAUGGAACAACAAGAUUUCGACUCGGUUUUACGACGCGUCUCGUCAGAGUUGAAGCGGCGAGAAUGGCACCAACUGGCCAUCAUUCUAGGGCUCAAAGAGUACCACGUGGAGGACAUUACAAAACUAUACCCAUGUGAUCUAUGUAGGCAGAAAUAUGAAAUGCUGUCGCUAUGGAAACACUUAUAUCCAGAUCAAGCCAAUAUGGAGGUCCUCAUUCAAGCUCUCGACAAGUUGGCAGAGGAUAUUAAAAAUGGUUGCUUGGAUACGGAUGAAGAGAAGCUGGCCAAAUUACAAAAACAGAGAAUGGGUUUAGUGACGAGCCAAAGGCCGCGCAGGACACUAAAAGAUCCCUCAGAUCCGUUAUCCAAUCUUGUACACGUAAGAGGAUCUGCAGUAUCAAUGCAAAUGAGAGACAUACCCAUACGGAAAGUAUCGUAUACACCUCGAUCGUGGAGAUGCCGGACGGCACGUCAACCUAUAAGAAAGAAAUUGAACCGAUGGCACAGAGCCACAACAGGGAAACCAGCUCGAACAGGAUUCCUUGGAGUGACCGUCGACAUAACCGACGCAAUACCUGCAAAACCUCUUCUGGAAAAGUUGAUAAAGCCAGAGACACCGGCGGAGAGCGAGUGUUUAAUAACAACUGCCAACGAUGCCUUUGAAAAUGACAAACCAGAGGAAGUGUCAAUGCAUAGUGAACACGUGACAGACAGUGUCGAUAUCCGAGAUAGAGAACAAAACGACCAAACUGAAAACGACACUGUACUUUACAAAAAUCAAGAAUGCCAGACCGACUUUCCUUAUGACGAAGACGAUGACAUGUGUUCUGAAAUCGCUAAAAUUCUUAACGCGGCGUCCCCUUCAUCGGGGUCAAAAUUGGACGACAGGCCCGUCAGUGGAUAUCACAGCGGGGAUAAAUCCAUUGCUGGUUCUAACUCGCAUGUCGGCUCGUAUGUCUCAGAUCGGACGGAUCCUUUCACCCGUUUGCUGGCCAAUAUUUCGGAGCCAUACUUUACCCAUUUGAUUCACGAUAUGGAUGACGUAAACAAAGCCGUAGACCAAUUAGAACGCAUCAAGGGCGUCUUCAUCGACGACGUCAGGCGAAAGUGUUUAUAUUUUCGCCUCGCUUGCAAAGAUUUCUCAUCGCUGAAAAUAUUCUGGUCGGAGUACAUUGACGGGCGUCUCAACGCGAUGUUUCAGAACGUACUUGUCAAUCCAACCACCUUGAGAAUAGCGGGCGCUGUUCAAAUCACGCUGAGAACCACCAUCACCGAUGCGGAUUACGACGAAUGUGUAAGGAACCUUACAACGUCUUUAGAAGAUGACGAAAUAGCCGGAAAACCGGGACCCGUCGCCGCUCUGAAAAUAAAACAGCUGAAAGACAUUCGAAAGAGGAGAAAGCCAAGAACAGCGCCGGGAAAAAAUUUGAUAUCGUCACUUCACGAUGAUAUAGCGCCCCCAAAGGUGCCAAAUCCAUCACCAGAAAUACUAGACUAUCCCCGCGUUCAUGCAUCGAAAGAGGAAACUAUAAGAACACUGAUGAGGAGAAAAAGACCAACUACGGUCAACGAUGCAAAAGAAGUAGGAAGACGGAUUUCAAUGAUGAUGCAGGAAGGUGGCCCAGAUAACGAAAGUCACGUGGUUACUAAGAUGGAAUUGGAGGCGGCAAGAACGCAAAUACGAAAGUCAUUGGACGACACGAGAAACGCGUAUUCGUAUUUCGAAUUAGAACUACAGAGAUUCAUCCAAGCGUUGAAAUCAGUCAAACCCGUGAAGGUGUCGAAAAUACACAGCCUUGGCGAGGUAGAGAUGUAUGCAAAGAAAGCCUUGGAAAAAUCGCGAACUGUGAGUAAGACGCCCCCAGCGUUGGCUAUCGUGAAUAAUAAAAGUGCGAGAGCGAAGAGAGCGUCGGUCAAUACAGAGAGGAAAAUUUCGUCAUUUGAUGAUAGUUUAUUAAAUGUACAGUUCAUUGAAGAGUUUUUAAACAUCAUCAACGAACUAAAAGUCAUUCGUAAGCAAUUCGAUAUGAGCAUUUGGAAGAAAAUGUCAAGAACCGGUAAAACGGAAGGGCCGAACCAAGUACGGAUCAAAGAAGAAAUGGAGAAAACACUACAGAAAUGGGACAGGCUUCUCUCGGAUGGACACGAUUUCUCAGACCUUACACAUGAGAGCAUUAAGCUGAAUUUGAAACCAUUUCAGGUUCGUUGCUAUGGCGGUGUUUCCUGCCUCGUGCAGCAUGUUAUCGACGUUGCCCAGAGUAUUGACGCGCCCAUGGGCACGUACCUUGAAUUUGCCUAG